CCUGAGACUGCUGGCUCUGACUCCCUGAGACUGCUGGCUCUGACUCCCUGAGACUGCUGGCUCUGACUCCCUGAGACUGCUGACUCCCUGAGACUGCUGGCUCUGACUCCCUGAGACUGCUGGCUCUGACUCCCUGAGACUGCUGGCUCUGACUCCCUGAGACUGCUGGCUCUGACUCCCUGAGACUUGCGAGACGCCUGGGAUACAGAGACAUACAGCUGGGAACUGUGAGACCGCUACGGGAGUACCAAGCGGCUGCCGGGGUAGUAAGAGACAGCUGGAGGCUAUUGGGCUAAAUGGGACUGCCCUGAGACGGCUGCUACAGUGAGAGAUUCGGGGCUCGGAGAGACGGGCCGGUACCGACUGCUGCUUGUCCGGUGAAGCCUCAGCAUGCAGCUAAAGUAUCUGAAGAGCCUUCUGGCCCCGCAGGAUGGCGCUGCCAGGGUGACGUGCAUGGCGUGGGCACCGAAUAACAUGAAAUUUGCCGUCUGUACAGUCGACUGCGUCGUCAUUUUGUACGAUGAACAGGGCGAGAGGCGGGACAAGUUCUCCACCAAACCGGUCGAUGCCAAGUAUGGGAAGAAGAGUUACGUGGUGAAAGGAAUGGCCUUCUCCCCGGACUCCACCAAGAUUGCCAUUGGCCAGACCGACAGCAUUAUAUUUGUCUACAAGAUUGGGGAGAACUGGGGAGACAAGAAAGUUAUUUGCAACAAAUUCAUCCAGACGAGUGCGGUGACCUGCCUCCUGUGGCCGGCGGAACAUGCCAUUGUCUUUGGCCUGGCCGAGGGGAAGGUCCGUCUGGCCAAUACCAGAACUAACAAAUCCUCCACUAUCUAUGGGACUGACUCCUGUGUGAUCUCCCUAACAACCAACAUCUCGGGCCAAGGAAUCCUCUCGGGCCAUGCAGAUGGCACCAUUGUCAGAUAUUUCCUAGACGAUGAAGGUUCUGGUGAAUCCCAGGGGAAACUGGUGACCCAUCCCUGCCCACCAUAUGCCUUAGCGUGGGCAGCAAACAGCAUUGUAGCCGGGGGCUGCGAUAUGAAGUUGGUGGCCUACGGCAGAGAGGGCCAAGUCAUCCAACAGUUUGAUUACAGUCGGGAUCCCACGGAGAAAGAGUUCACGGUGGCGGCUAGUAGCCCCAGUGGCCAGUCUGUUGUUGUCGGCAGCUAUGACAGGCUGCGGGUGCUGAACUGGAGCUCCAGGAGAGGAUUGUGGGAGGAAGGCAAAGCCAAAGAUAUUCCCAACCUGUACACAAUAACGGCAAAAGCCUGGAAACGGGACGGCUCCAAGCUCUGCGUGGGCACCCUGUGUGGCGGAGUGGAACUGUUCGACUGCUGUUUGCGCCGACUCAAUUACAAGAAUAAAUUUGAGAUGACCUACGUGGGACCCAGCCAGGUCAUUGUUAAAAACCUCUCCACGGGAACAAGAGUUGUAUUAAAGUCCCAUUAUGGCUACGAGGUUGAUGAGGUUAAGAUUCUGGGCAAAGAGAGAUACCUGGUGGCCCACACGUCAGACACAUUGCUGCUGGGGGAUUUGGCCACCAACAGGCUGAGCGAGGUGGCUUGGCAGGGAUCUGGUGGGAACGAGAAGUUCUUCUUUGAUAAUGAGAAUGUCUGCAUGAUCUUCAACGCUGGGGAACUGACGCUGGUUGAGUACGGGAGCAAUGAGAUUCUGGGCACAGUGCGCACUGAGUUUAUGAACCCCCAUCUCAUCAGUGUGCGCCUGAAUGAGAGGAGACAGCGAGGCGCGGAGGAGAAUAAGAAGCUGGCCUAUCUCAUCGACAGGAAGACCAUAGCGAUAGUGGAUCUUGUGGCGGGUCAUAAUGUUGGUACCGUUGCCCAUGACAUCAAGAUUGAUUGGCUGGAGCUGAAUGAGACCGGCCACAAGCUGCUCUUCAGAGACAAACACCUUCAGUUAAACCUCUACGACAUUGAGAGCAGCAAGAAGACGGCCAUUCUAGAUUACUGCUCCUACGUGCAAUGGGUUCCAGGCAGUGACGUGGUGGUGGCCCAGAACAGGAGUAAUCUCUGUGUUUGGUACACUAUAGACUCCCCAGAGACAGUCACCAUGUUCCCCCUAAAGGGGGACAUUGUGGAUCUGGAGAGGAAGGAAGGAAAGACAGAAGUCAUUGUCACUGAAGGGGUUAAUACGAUCUCUUACACACUGGACGAGGGGAUGAUAGAGUUUGGGACGGCCAUAGAUGAUGGAGAUUAUUACAGAGCCGCAGCGUUUCUGGAGACCCUGGAGAUGUCAAGAGAGACAGAGGCAAUGUGGAGGCGCCUGGCCAAGCUGGCACUGGAGGGCAGAUACCUCCUUAUUGCUGACAGGAGUUACACGGCGCUGGGCAAUGUGGCCAGAGCAAAGUUCCUCCGGGAGACCAAUCGGAUGGCUGAAGAGGCUGCUAAGGAAUAUGGGGGAGAUGGAACUGAUUAUUACCAGGUUCGUGCGCGUCUGGCUGUUCUGGAAGAGAACUUCAAACUGGCGGAGAUGAUCUACCUGGAGCAGAAUGAUGUCCUUGAAGCGAUGAAGAUGUACCAUGACUUGCACUGGUGGGAGGAGUUCAUUGCUGUGCCAGGAGCCAAGGAGCACCCCGAAUUUGAGACCCUGAGGCGGAGCCACCUGCAGUACCUGACCGAGACUCACCAGGAAGAGCGAGCGGGGGAGGUGUUUGAGCAGGAGGGGGACUAUAUUACGGCUCUGAACCUCUAUUUGAGAGCGGGUCUCCCCACUAAGGCUGCCCGGCUGUGCUUGGCCCAUGAUAGGCUGCUCUCUGACCCCGAGCUCAUUGGGAGGGUUACCUCUGCUCUCAUCAAGGGGGAGUUCUAUGAGAGGGCUGGAGAUCUCUUUGAGAAGAUAAACAACCCCCGCCGAGCCCUGGAGUGUUACUGCAAGGACAAUGCCUUCCAGAAAGCCAUUGAGCUCGCGCGGGGCAGCUUCCCCGGGGAAGUGGUGAAACUGGAGGAGUCGUGGGGAGAUUUCCUGGUGCAACAGAAGCAACAAGAUGCAGCAAUUAACCAUUACAUUGAGGCUGGCUGCUCCAUGAAAGCCAUAGAGGCAGCACUUGGGGCCCGCCAGUGGAAGAAAGCCCUGCACAUUGUGGAACUUCAGGCACCAGAAACUGCGCGCAGCUAUUACCUGAAAAUUGCCCAGCAUUAUGCCCUCCUCAAGGAGUACGAGGUGGCAGAGCAUCUGUACAUUAAGGCCGACAGAACCAAGGAUGCCAUUGAGAUGUACACACAGGCCGGGCACUGGGAGCUGGCACACUCGCUGGCAGUGAGAUGCAUGGAACACGAGGAUGUGUCGGGGAUGUACAUAGGCCAAGCCCGGGAGCUGGAGAAACAGGGCAAAUACAAGGAGGCCGAGAGGCUGUACAUCACGGUGGAUGAAGCAGAUCUCGCAAUUACGAUGUACAAGAAGCACAAGAUGUACGAGGACAUGAUCCGAUUGGUGCAGAAAUUCCAUCCAGAUCUCCUGACUGACACCCACCUACACCUGGGCAAAGAGCUGGAGACGGAGGGAAGUUACCAAGAGGCCGAGUACCAUUACCUGGAAGGCAGUGACUGGAAGGCCGCAGUAAACAUGUACCGGGGGGCAGACAUGUGGGAGGAUGCGCACAGGGUGGCUAAAUCCCACGGAGCGGCCAAUGCCCAUAAGAAGGUGGCCUACUUGUGGGCCAAGAGUUUGGGGGGGGAGGCGGCAGUGAAGCUACUCUCCAAGUUCAGCCUGGUGGAGAUGGCCAUUGACUACGCGGCAGAGAACUGUACCUUUGAUUUUGCCUUUGAGCUGGCGCGCCUGGCCAUGAAACCCAAACUCCCCGAGAUUCACCUGAAAUGCGCCAUAUUCCUGGAGGAUGAGGGAAAGUUUGCUGAGGCUGAGGCUGAAUUCGUUAAAGCUGAGAAGCCCAAGGAAGCCGUACUCAUGUACGUACAUAACCAAGACUGGGACUCUGCCCAACGUGUGGCCGAACUCUAUGAUCCCGACAGCGUGGGGGACGUACUGGAAGGACAGGCCCGAUUUGCCUUUGAGCAGAAGGAGUACCAGAAGGCAGAGGCUUUCUUACUGCGGGCACAUAGACCGGAACUGGCGGUGCGCUACUAUAAGGAGGCUGGCAUGUGGAGCGACGCCAUUCGUAUCUGCAAGGAAUACGUCCCGGCGAGGCUGGAGCAGCUGCAGCUCGAGUACGAGAGGGACGUGACAAAGAAAGGUGCCAGGGGGACGGAGGCCAUGCUGGAGCAGGCGCGGGAGUGGGAACAGGCGGGCGAAUACACGCGGGCGGUCGAUUGCUACCUGAAAGUGCGCGACACGGACAACCUGCCCCUGAUGGAGAAGUGCUGGAUGAAGGCGGGUGAGAUUGCCAUCAAGUUCCUUCCGCCGGUCAAGCGACUGGAAGUAGUCCGUACGGUGGGACCUCAGCUGGUAUCUGUCAGCAAGCACAGCGCGGCAGCGGAACUGUACCUCAAUAUGGACCUGAUCAAGGAGGCGAUCGAUGCCUUUAUAGAAGGGGAGGAGUGGAACAAAGCAAAGAGAGUGGCCAAAGAGCUGGACCCCAGGUACGAGGAUUAUGUGGACGGACAGUACAAAGAAUAUCUCAAGAACCAGGGCAAAGUGGAAUCGCUUGUGGGCGUUGAUGUCAUGGCGGCACUGGAAAUGUAUGCAGAACGGGGGCAGUGGGAGAAAUGCAUUGAAACGGCAGCCAAGCAGAAUUACAAAGUUCUCCAUAAAUACGCGGCGCUAUUCGCCUCCCAUCUCAUCACCGAGGGCAACUGGGCCAAAGCCUUGAGCCUUUACGCUCAGCACGGGGCCCCCGCCAACCCGCAGAACUUCAACAUCUACAAGCGGAUCUUCAUGGAAAUGGUGAAUGCAGAGGGACUGAACCAGGCGGAGGGGUACCACGCGUGGGCAGAACUCCGUGAUACCUUGUACCAACUGUGUGAGAAUCUCGUCAAGUCCAGCGAAGUGAACUCUCAGGCCCAUCAGGACUUCCAGCAAAUGUUACUGGUCGCUCAUUAUUACUCCACUCGCUCAGCCUCUCAGGGAGUCCCGCCACUGGAGGUUGUGGCGGCCAAACUGUCCAUCUCUCUCCUGCGUCACACAGACGUCGUCCCCGCAGACAAGGCUUUCUAUGAAGCAGGAAUGGCUGCCAAGGGAAUGGGAUGGAAGAACUCGGCCUUCAUUUUCCUCAAUCGGUUUCUGGACCUCGUAGAUGCCAUCGAGGAGGGCAGCCUGGAUGCUCUGGAUCAUUCGGAUUUUCAGGACACAGACAUUCCCUUUGAGGUUCCUUUACCUGCGAGACAACAUGUGCCCGCAGAGAAACGAGAGGAGGUGCGAGAGUGGGUUCUGGCUGUGGCUAUGGACCAGCGAGUGGAUCAGGUUCUGCCCCAGGAUGAGAGAGGCACCUAUGAAGGUUCCCUUAUUGCCAGAAGUAGCGGAAUCCACUCACUACCUUGUCUGAUAACUGGGUUCCCGGUGCUCAGGAACAAAGUGGAGUUCAAGCAGCCGGGCAGCGCCGCCAACAAGGAGGAUUGGAACAAGUUCCUUAUGGCCGUGAAGACCAGUCACAGCCCAGAGUGCCAGGAUGUGCUGCAGUUCAUUGGCCGAUGGUGCGGGGGCCUCCCCAGCUCCACCUUCUCCUUCCAGUGACAUCACCGAUUGAUCUCCCUGUCUGUUAUCUGUAUAAUAAAGUUUGUUUAUAAAUACCC
Messenger RNA from Xenopus tropicalis (tropical clawed frog), 5699 nucleotides. RefSeq names its product intraflagellar transport 172 (gene ift172). The transcript is spliced from 48 exons. Gene Ontology annotation, cellular component: cilium; intraciliary transport particle. Bases 391 to 5640 code for a protein of 1749 amino acids. The record is from RefSeq and is a predicted model, not a curated record. NCBI's taxonomy places the organism in Eukaryota, Metazoa, Chordata, Amphibia, Anura, Pipidae. Gene Ontology annotation, biological process: cilium organization.